AUGGCGGCUGCGCAGCCGUCCCGCCUGGGGAAUCUGAGGCUAAACCUGGCCAACAGUCGACUGAACCUGCAGAAGUUGCUGGAUCUUCUGGAGGGGCUCCCGUGUGACAGAAUCGAUGAGUUGAAUGCAUCUCACAACGACUUGGGAGAUCAUGCGUCCAAGGCGCUUCUGCGACAGCUGCCUGAGCUACGGACGCUGCGUCUCAGCAGUGCAGGCUUGAGCGCCGAAGGUGUCAAAGCCACCAUUGAAGCUCUCACCGAUCGUUGGUUGUCUUUGCCAGCUGCGAAAGACAAUGGCGAGGUGGACCCCUCUCGGGUUAGUGCCGCUAGCGCCUCCAGUGGAAGUGCGUAUGCUCAGCAGUCAAGCUCUCCUUCAAAGACCCCAGUGCCAGCAUGGCCGCCGCAAGCGACCGGAACCAACGGGGCUCUUCGUUCGUCUCGCGGUCUACAGGUGUUGGAGCUCGCAGCGAGCUCCGUGGAUGCUGCCGUGCCGGAGCUGGGACUUUACCUGGCCAGUCAGUGUUGCACCCUCACCGAGCUGGAUCUGUCCUGGAAUACCCUCGGUCCGAAUGCGGUGCAUCAGCUCAGCUGGCACUUGCGCCAGAACGUCACUUUGCGAACGCUGCGGUUAGCGCAUUGUCACCUGAAAGAGGCUGCCGGCGUGCUGUGUGCAUGCUUGGCCACCACUGGAAGCCACUUGCCGCUUCAGAGGCUGGACCUGGCUCGGAACGCAAUGCCAACUGCAGCAUUCGAGGAGCUGGCGAUUUUCUUGGGCAGCGUCGUGGGUCGGCAAAUCAUGGACCUGGACAUCUCAGGGAAUAGCGCAGUCUCGGACGAGGCCUGCAGUCGAGCUUUGGGCUCUGCUUUGCAGCCGCCGGACAACCUGGAGUCUGAGCUGAGCUGCUCCGAUUCCGGAGGCGCUUGCUCAGAGAUGAACCUGAAGUUGGGAGGCACGAAGCCUUUCUUCGAUCCAGCCUAUGGCCGAUGGGAUGCAGGACCGCAAAUUCUCACGGUGCUGCGGUCGCCACACUGCCGUGUCCUGGACGUGUCCCUGGAUGGCUGUGCUUUCGGCGAAGCGGCGGUGCCCAGCUUAGCAAGGAUUUGCCUGAAUGUGCGAAGAUUCUCCUUGUGUCAAUGCGGAGGAGGGGAAGGAUCGCUGGGCCAGAGCUUCGCCGUGCACCUGGAGGACCUUGCGCGCGGCCUCGGGCGACGAAGGAGAGGUUCCGGGACAGCAUCGGCCGAAUCUUCACCAGCGCAGGUCUCACGGUCCACCCGGGAGAGGCAGCGGCCUUUGCGCCUACUACUCCGAGAGCUUCGGCUGCGUGACUUGGCAUUGCGCGACAGCAGCGUCCAGCUACUUGUCAACGCCAUGUCCUGGCUGCGUGUGGCUCGGCGCGAUAUGGACGACUUGGAGGUCCUGGAGCUAGAUGGGAACCACCUGACCCAAAGCGUGGUGCAGAGUCUGACACCGCUACUCACCGAGCUGCGGACGCUGCAGCGUUUGUCCUUGUCACGCAACAAGCUGCGGCAUCUGGGUGGGGUUGCGUUGGCAGAGCUCCUGAUGUCACGCCCGCCUGAGGCUGCAGCCCUGGACCUUCAGCUGAGACGCUGUGCGCUGAACACCGAAGGGGCCCUCCACGUGUGGCAUGCGGCGCUCUCCGAAGAAGCGAACGUCCGGUCGCUCGAUCUCGCAGAAAAUGUCCUCGACGCUGCGGCUUUGGAGGCCAUGCUGAAGAUGUCGCCCAAGGGUCGACUCGGCCCGUACCCUGAAGAGCUGAUCUUGCUGCCUAGCGCUUGCGGUGCCCGACCAGUGGCACAGCUCGUGCAGCAGAUUGCGCCAUGGAAGUCCAUUUGCCUCCGCAGUGCUACAGUCGAGGCGGGCGAGGUCGCGCAGCUCAUGAACUGCUUCGGCGAUUCGUCGGCUUCGGGUCAUGCAGGCAGACCACCGACGGCUCAACUGUCGGAGAAUGGCAUGGAGUUCUCUUUGUCGCUAACUGGAGCAUCCCUGGGCUUGCAGCCACAGCAGUGGAGCCUCGUUGCCGAUGCGGUGGCCUUCACAAUAUCCCCGCCGAUGCAAGUGCCCGACUCGGCCAACGUCCAGAGGCCUCUGCGCUCUACCGGACCUGGCUUCCGGCGCCUGGGGGGUUGUGGCGGCUCGCUGCGGAUAGAGCUUAACGACUGCGACCUGAGCCUCGCAUGCUUCAAGGCACCGCGUGCGGUCGAUCCUCCAGACCCAGCGUCUCCUGAAAUGAGCUCCAUCGCCCGGAGCGCGCGCAGAGAGGUCCCCGCAAAGGUCGGCAGGGGUGAACGGACGCCGGUCAAGUCCUUGGCAGUCAGGGCACGCUCGGCCACGCGGCUUUGUGAGGGGACGACGAAAAGCCCCUCUGCGUCUUCGUCAAGCACACCCUUUCGCACGCAAGAAGCCGACGCUAGGCGGGCAGAGGGGGCGGCCUCGACACCAUCACGGAGGAUGAUCGCGAAUAUCCCCAAUGCUGCCAAGCAGGCAGCCUCCCCAAGCGCCAAGGCAGCAGGCCGCUCCGACAGUCCAGGUGGUGGCCGCAGCAGCAGAGCUGGAAGGCCUCCAGCCCCCGCGCAACGCGUUUGCCGAGAGGAAAACUUUGGCCUGAUCUUCGACAGACAGCACCAUGUCGAGCUCGAGGUAAGCACCGUCUUGCGAGAGCUGCGCAACAUUCAGGGGCUUCGGCUCGUGCAGUGCAACCUCACGGACCGCUGGCUUGCUCAGCUGGGGCAUAGUGGAACAAGCGCCAAGUGGAGUGCUGUUCGCCUUCUGGAUUUGAGGUGCAAUGAGCUCACCGCGCUGAGUGCUCCUGCGAUUGCCAGUGUCAUCGCUGGGGGGCUGCAGGCCUUGCUUCUGGACGGCAACCGGCUGCAGAUAGAAGGCUUCCAGGUAUUGUGCAAUGCGAUGAAGACUGCGGGGCAGAAGUGCGCCUUGAGGUGGUUUUCCGUGGCCCACAACGACUUGGGCCACCCAUCAGGCUCUCUUUUAGCUGAUUUGUUUGGAUCAGCUGGCAGCUACUCUUUACAGGAGCUCAGCCUUGCAUGGAAUCCCAAGAUUAGCGGUGGUGAGAUCUCCAACCUACUUCGUGCACUGGCUCGUGUUGGGCCGAAGGUGGGUCGCUUGCAGUUGCUCGAUGUGGCUGGAACCGGUGCUGGUCCGCAGGUGCUUCCGGCAGCCAUGCGAGCGCUGAUGCGCGUCGAAGGACUGGUCGUCGACCUCUCUGGUUGCAAAGCUCUCCAGUCCUUCCGCGACUUUUCAGUUUCAGGCAGUGCUGAGGCUUUGGAGAUUGACCGCUGCGUAGCAGAGCGUCGACUUCUGCUCCCAGCAGGAUCUGUACGAAACUGA
This is a messenger RNA of Symbiodinium sp. CCMP2592, 3363 nucleotides long. The record is from the annotation of a GenBank genome assembly. NCBI's taxonomy places the organism in Eukaryota, Dinophyceae, Suessiales, Symbiodiniaceae.